Iphiclides podalirius (scarce swallowtail) is the source of this 4392-nucleotide messenger RNA. NCBI's taxonomy places the organism in Eukaryota, Metazoa, Arthropoda, Insecta, Lepidoptera, Papilionidae. The record is from the annotation of a GenBank genome assembly.
AUGCCAAAGAUGAGAGCCACGACGGCGUGUUUAGCGCUAAUCGCGUUGAACUAUGCUUUCCUGGUAGCUGGAGACGACGCUAGAGGUCAAUCGGAGGGUGCUACUGUGUCUACGGGCAGCUUCCUGGAGGAUGAGGAACCCAAAGAGGCGUGGAUGAGGGCUCCGGCGGGAGGGGUUGCCGUCAGGAGUGGUGAGGACGCUCUGCUCACAUGCGUCGUGCUAGGAGCGAGGGGUAAGCCCGUACUAUGGAAGAGGGCGAGGGAUCUUCAACUGCUGACCGCUGGUGGAGUGAGAGUCACUAGAGACGACAGAGUCCGGGUGUUGCACGAUGAUUCGGAGGAGCCUCUGAAAGGGCCUGGUAUAAGGAAGGGCGGAGACGUUUGGGCCCUCGUCAUCAAGUCGGUGAAGCCCUCUGACGCCGGUCUGUACAUGUGCGAACUGAACACAGAACCGCCGGUCAGGAGUUUCCACCGACUCACUGUGAUCUCCCGGGGUCUUACGCCGCCCGAGAGUCAAAACGCGACCGAUACGUACUCCGCGAACGUGCCGACGCUCUCAUCCGUGGCCCUGGCCCACAACUACACGGACUGUUGUCUGAGCGCGAACGUGAGCGCCGCCUGCCUAGGCUUCUGCAGCAUCCAGACCAUCCUGGAAGGGACCGGCCAGGACCCGGAAAUAUGCCAGCCCGAUUUCCCCGCCAUCGUUAAGUGUAUGGCGGACGGGCGGAACCACGUGCCGUGCUGUGUCCAGGAGCACGUGCCGGACAUCUGCCAGGACGUGUGCCGAGGCGAGUUCACCCCCGUCACGGACAACAUCAAGACGCACUACUCCUGCGCCACUUACAUGGAGAAGACGCUCGCGUGCAUCGUCGAGGGGAUCGAACUUCUACCGAGCCCGCCCGAAGACGUCGAAGUGGAGCCCCUGAACGAGAAGCAACUGAAUGUAUCGUGGGGCCCGCCCGUAGAGAACACGGAAACGGUCACGGAGUAUGUAGUGAACGUGACGACGCUGAGGUCGUUCGACGCCCACCUGAUCGACCCCUCAGAGAGCUCGAUCCGAAGCAACGGAACCAAGCAGACCCAGUCGACGACCUACAGGGUGCAGGCGAACAAGAAUUUCUUGGUUCUCAACGACCUGCUACCGUUCACUAUGUACGAGAUCACUGUAACGUCGUACAACAUCCACGGUUCCAGUCUGCCCAGCUACAGUGUCCGGUCGUUGACCCUGACACCGGGUAAAAUGAAAAACAUACAAGUUGCGACAGCGCCCAAGCUGCCAGAUGUCAGAGGAUGCUGCAUCUCCGCCGGCGUCAACCACUACGGCUGCGUCGAGAAACUGUGCGACCCCACCAAGACAUUUGAGAUCGACCUACAGGUAACAGACCUGAUGAUCUGCGCACCCUGGGCCGGCGUGACCUUCGGCUGCCUCGCCAACGGGAUGGACCACACGCCCUGCUGCCGCUCAAGGGGACUCCCCGAGCCCUGUCUGCCUCUGUGCAGCGGAAACAUCACCACCCUAGACUUCAAUCACUUCAAGUGUCUUAGAUACAUGACGGCGUACACGAACUGCCUUCUGCAAGGGUACGGGGUGCUCCCAGGGCCGCCGUCAAGGUUGCACCUCACCAACAUAGACACGGACUACGCAGUUGUUCACUGGGCACCGCCCGCGGCGCUGGCUGACACCGUACAGUUCUACAACUUGCACUACAAGGCGCUGGGUGUCGACGACGAAUACAGCGCACUCAGGAAGGUGCAGUCACCUUACAUACUGGAGAACUUGGAGUCGAAUACUGACUACGAGAUAUACGUGGAAGCGGUCAACGAGCAUGGAGUGGGCGACGCUUCACCUAGACUUAUAUUCAGGACGCAAAGCCAGCUAAUAGAGGACGAGGAGAUAGCGGCUAACGCUUACAACGUGACCGCGUGCUGCGAGAGAGUGCAGCUGGCUGGAGUUUGCAUGCCGCUCUGCUCGUAUGACGCCAAGAUGUCAGACCUACGCACUUUGGCGCCGCUCUGCGCCCAAGAGUUCCACAAACUGCUGCGUUGCGGUGCUGGAGGUCGCAAUCACGAGGAGUGCUGCGCACGUCGAGGGGUGCCACCAGCUUGCAGAGGUGUCUGCGCAGCGGCUCACGCGGCAGGCGUCAACACCUGCGUACCAUACAUCGGCAACAUAGUGCAGUGUUUCGAAGAAGGUACCGGCCUGCUACCCGGGCCGCCGAGGGAACUGCACGCGGUGGUCUCCAACGACGGGAAGCUAUUCCUCGACUGGUCACCACCACAGGACGGUGCCAACGCCACCUCGUACACCGUGCACUGGCAACUGGUCGGCAACAACACCCAACCUUACUACUACAACACCCUGCAACUCGACAACAAAAUGAACGUGACCGACACGAUGGCGCGUAUCGUAGAUCUGGAACCAAACAGCACCUACCACGUUUUCGUCGUCGCUGUGAACAAGCACGGCACCUCUUUACCCUCCAGCAUGCUGUUGCUAAACAUCACUGACAAAGAUUCUGAAAAGGAGGUGUCUGGUAUACCAUCACCGCCACAUUCCCUCUCCGUGUCAUCACACUCCGCAACAUGGCUGACUUUGACCUGGCAGCCGCCCCAAUUCUCGCUCCCUGACGAAAAGAUCACCUAUACGCUGUUCUACAAAUCGCCGACGCAGAUAGGCCAGGGCAACGUGACCAGCAUAAACACAACAGUGCCUGGUCACACCCUAGAGAAGCUCACACCCAACACACAGUACGUCAUCUGGGUGAAAGCACACGCCGCCGCUGGAGACUCGCUGCCGUCAGAAACGCUACUCGCCUGGACAGACCCCGCGUAUCCUGCAUAUGUUGAGCCACCAACAGUCAACCCAGUGAAUUUAGUAGUGGAGGGUUCCAGUAUGACGAUUCUGUGCAUUGCCAUGGGAACACCUACACCGACAAUAUCUUUAUACAUAUCUGGCCGGCUGGUAAGACAAGAUGUGACGAGGCAUAUGGUGACGGUGAUACAUAACGUCACUCGUGACAUGGACCAGAUCUCGUGUUACGCUGACAACGGCUACGGCACCCCCAUGCAGGCCUCGAGAAAAAUAAACAUAUCCCACGUACCAACGAUCCAGGCCUCUGGCAUAACGAUGGCGGCGGCUGGGGACUCCGUUAUCCUGGAAUGUCGCGUAGAAGCCCUGCCUAAGCCCACCAUUGCUUUCUGGAGGGAUCCCAACGGAAGGACACCGGUGAUUGACGGACCGAACUACACAAUCCAACUUAUAGCGGAUCCAGAAGAUCACACCAAGUAUACGAUGCGGCUGAUUAUAAAGAAGAUAACGGAAGCUGACGAGGCAGACUACUUCUGCCACGCGGAGAACGCCUUCGGAAAGACCUUGAGGCCGGUCUCCGUUCGACUACGUCCUACCUCGCCGCAUCACAAUGUGACCGAAUGCUGCACGCAAAUGAACGUUUCGUCGUCCUGCAUCGACGCUUGCAGCUUCCAUUUAGAUAUGGACAAUAUAAUGGACCGACCCGAGUGUAUGGAUGACUUCGAGAAACUGAUGAAGUGCGCAGCCGACGGAUCUGACCACCGCGCCUGCUGCGCCUCGUGGGGCGUGCCGCGCACCUGCUUGGAGCUGUGCCGAGGGGGGCCGGUGUCCCGCACUUGCGCGGUGCAGCACGCGCGCCGCGCCCUCGCCUGCUUCCGGGACGCCGGCGCUCGCCUUCCGGGCCCCCCGCGCGGUCUUCGCGCCCACGCUGCGCCCACGCCCAACGCUGUGCUGUUGAGUUGGGAGCCACCGCUGAAGAACCCGCAAACGGUCUACCUGUACCGGGUGUUCUGGCGCGCGUACGGAGCCAAGGUGCCGGAGAAGCUGGACACGAGUGAAACAAGCGUCGUGCUGACCGGCCUUAAGGACGAAGUGCGGUACGAGUGCGUGGUGAAAGCGGCCAAUGACGUCGGAACCUCGUCUCUGAGUGCCCCGAUCUUGUUCACGACCGCGGGCCAAGAAGUGGGUGCUGCCGCGGCUCCGGUGCGCGGCAGUGCUGCAUCAGCGAUUGGGGGUGCAGUCGCCUGCGUGGUACUAACCGCGCUCCUGCUCGCCGCCGCGCUCUACUACCGCCACCGGAAGAAUUUACGUCAGAAAACGCAAGGUGGAGUAGCGUUUGAGAAUCCUAGCUACCUAAGAGAAACAAAUCCCGAUACCGUUAUCAAUGGCACGCUGCCUAACGGCAAUGCAAACGGGACCAACGGGAUAUCGAAACAGCUCCGCCCCGCCGAGCCGCUCGCCGCUCAGCCCGCCGAGCCGCUCGCCGCGCCGUUCGCCGCGCCGCUCGCCGCGCCUCUCCUCGCCGCGGAUCGCGCCCAAGUAUUGAGCGAUACGCCCGGUGAUAUCACAGUUUACACGUUGAAA